Molecule: messenger RNA, 3405 nt
Organism: Aureobasidium uvarum
Lineage: Eukaryota; Fungi; Ascomycota; Dothideomycetes; Dothideales; Saccotheciaceae
Source: the annotation of a GenBank genome assembly
AUGAGCCUGACCCAGUUCUACCUCGCCGCCGCUUCCACCCAAGACUCGCCGUCAACCACAAUCCACAAUGGCUUUCAUACCGCUUCACAACCCUUAACAAUCCCCACCAGCGCCCCUUCCUACAACAACUCGACCCCCGCCAUGGCCUACACCCCAGCAUCCGCUGCUUCUCUGAGCAAGGUCUCGACGGCCGCCAACAGCCCAAGCGAUCAAUGGAACAUGUCACACUACCAACGAUCCGUUGACCGCGCCGUUCCCAUAUCUCUGCCUCCUUCUGCCAUGUCCGACUAUGCCUCUCCCUCGACGAACGUAUCCUCGUCUUACAGCUCCAUGACCGAAGCUUUUGGCAUGUCCAAGGGUACUGGUCUCAUACGACGUUUGUCUCGCGGCGCCCACAACAGACUCAGGCGAAGGCCCUCCACCACACAGACCAAUCGCAUCCGCGAUCAAAGCGCUGGUCCCGUCCUAGUGCGCAGACGGAGCGACAGCACUGGCCAGUCCGACCUCGCUGGCGACAUGUCCGACCUCGAUCUCGGACGCACUUCAGAGGACGGUAACGAAGACACAGUCACCUCCUACCCACCUCCAGAGUCGUCAAUAUCACUCGGCCUGCUUGCCAGUCGUAAGGUUUCAGCAGCAAUGGCCGAAGGCGGUGUUGCUCCGACCAUCUCAUCCGUGCUGGAGCAAGGUACCUGGCUUACCAAGGUCACCAAGAAGAAGCGCAAGGUCCUCAAAUUCCGUUUGGAUCCCCUGGCUGCCAAAGUGUGCUGGAAUCCAUCAAAUCCCUCCAAACAAUUCUACAUAGACGACGUUCGCGACAUUCGAGUCGGCGCCGAGGCGAAAUCAUCACGCCAGGACAUCCAGAUUCCCCCUGAUCAAGAACGAUGCUGGAUUACCAUUGUUUACGAUGCCUACGAACGAUCCAAGGGCAGUUCAAUCAAGACCAUGCAUCUCAUCGCCCCAAACGACUAUAUCGUCAAGCUCUGGACUGAUGCGCUGAACGUCGUAUCACGCGAGCGCAUUGAGAUCAUGAAUGCGCUAUCAGCAAAUCCCGAGAAGAGCGAGCGCAGUAUGAGAAUGGCGUGGAAACAGGCCACGUCACGCAAGAAUCCCGACGCCGAACCAAAGGUCGAUUUCGAGGAUGCAAAGUGGAUCUGUCGCAAACUCGAAAUUAACUGCUCCAUCAACACCAUCCGCACGCACUUCAAUCAUGCAGACCUCGAUCUGGUUGGUGAGCUCAAUUACUCUCAAUACCAAUACUUCGUCAAUCUCUUCAAAACCCGCAAAGACGUCCAGUCGCUCUACUACGGCAUCAAGCGCUCAGACGAGCCAGAACUCAACCAAGAGGCUUUCCUAGAGUUUUUGCGCAAUGAACAACAUAUUGACGUCGAAAAGGAUCGUGCUUCAUGGGAAAGCAAGUUCGAGCUUUAUUGCCGAAGCGCUUCUGGAAAAGCUACCGAUCGGCAGGUACCCUCCACCAUGAAUUUACAGGCCUUCCAGACCUUCCUCUCCUCCGGAUCAAAUGGAGCCACAGCUUCAAUCAAGUCUGAUCCUACUCUUGAUCGUCCACUCAAUGAAUACUUCAUCUCAAGUUCUCACAAUACAUACCUCAUGGGCCGCCAGGUUGCAGGUCUGUCCAGUGUAGAGGGCUACAUCUCAGCUCUCGUCAAAGGUUGCAGAUGUAUUGAGAUUGACUGCUGGGAUGGCAAGAAUGGUCUGCCCAUUGUCAAUCAUGGUCGAACCUUGACCACUGAAGUCAUGUUUGAAGAUUGUAUUGCUGUCAUCUCGCGUUAUGCAUUCGCAUCUUCAGUCUAUCCAUUGAUCAUCUCACUGGAGGUUCACUGUAAUGUAGAUCAACAGCUGCAUAUGGUCAACAUCAUGAAGCUCUAUUUCGGAGACGCUUUACUCAUCAAACCUCUGGUUGAGAAUGCAUCUGUACUCCCAUCUCCGGAAGAGCUCAAAAACAAGAUUCUGAUCAAGGUCAAGGCAGCUUCUCAGCAACAUACAACACAAGAUCUAGCAGAAAAUGGUAAUAAUUACAGGCANAGAAGCUUCAGCUCCCCUUUCAGCCGAGCUACAGAGAACAGCGUUCCUCCAUCACCACUGCAAAACGCUGUGGUUGGUGACGGGCUUGCCGCAAAGCCAUCAAACACUUGGCCUGUACUACGUGGCUCUUCGUCUGCUCAAAGUACAGUGCCUUCAACAUCGAGCUCUUCUGAAGACAGCGACAGUACACCCGCGUCUGUUGACUCGAAGAAGAGAAACAACAGCAAGAAAACCAGCAAUAUCAUGCCUCCCUUGGGUGCUCUUGGUGUCUACGCCUGCGGCAUCAAGUACUCCGACUUUUCUGCUCAAGAAGCCCGGACAUACAACCACAUUUAUUCCUUUGCUGAGAACACCUUUGAACGUAUCUCUAGAGAUCCCGAGGUCAAAAGCCAGCUCGAAAAGCACAAUUCUCGAUACCUUAUGAGAGUUUAUCCUGCCGCUAUUCGCAUCGACUCCUCAAACUUCAAUCCUCUUCAAUCUUGGAAGCGUGGAGUACAAAUGGCAGCUCUGAAUUGGCAAACAUAUGACAUUCACAUGCAAAUGAAUGAAGCCAUGUUCGCUGCUGGUACAGACCGAACCGGAUAUGUCCUCAAGCCUGAGGAGAUGCGUUACAACAAGCAAAACCAAGCCAGCGGUUCGAUACUCGACAGCUUGAGAUUUCACAGGAGAGGAAAGCACUUGGUACAAUUCAGCGUCGACAUCAUCUCAGCCCAACGUCUUCCUCGACCUCGAAAUCAUAACCCUGAGCUAGGCAUGAAUCCCUAUGUCGAGUUCGAAGUCUACACCGCCGAGGACAACAAAUCUCGUGGCUACGCCAAGGUCGAUGGCGGUAUUGAUAUCCAACCUUCUGGUAUGGGACCCUCUGUCAAGAGACGCACUAGAUUGAUCGAAGGCAAUGGAUUCGAUCCAAACUUUGGUGAUUGCUUCAGAGUCUCCCUCGAGACAAAAUACCCCAGCCUGGUUUUCGUCCGGUGCACAGUCUGGAACUCACCCGACGGACGCAAUGCCUCGUCUAACAGCACGCUCCUUGCCACCUUCACCGCAAAACUUACCAGUCUUCAGCAAGGCUACCGCCACCUCCCCCUCUUCAAUUCCUACGGCGAGCGCUACCGCGACGCCAAGCUGUUUGUCCGAAUCAAGAAGGAUUCGCCCAUUGCCUUGGCAUCAGCCGAGGCGNNGAGUCGAAAAGAUGACUCGUGCCCUAUAGUCUCUGGUCCGCGGGCGGAAUCCAUAAGACAAGGGUCAAGGUCAUGGUCGAGAAAGAUUUUCAAGCGGGCGUCGAGUGAAAGAAGACGGAGGCCACAGUGGCCUGAAUGGCAGGGACCACUUAGCCGCACUUCCAGCACCGAACGAUGUUAA